GUUUCGGGAAGGAGGAAGAAAAUGUUAGGCCAAGAUUUAUCCUUUUCUAAAACCCUAAACCCCACCUUCUCCUCCCUCUCCCCUUUCUCCAUCCCUAAAUCUCCACCCAACUCCUUCACACAAAGAACCAUACCCAUCUCACCCCUCACCCAGAGGAACAAAAUCAAAAUCUCCAACCUUUUCCUCAACAAAGAUGUUGCCUCCCGCCGAGACGUCCGCGCAUUAGCCGGACGAAGCAAGAAGAAGCCCGGAGGCACAUCCGGGGGAAGAAUAGAAGGAGACUCAAACACGAGAAAGCAAAUAAAGCGCAACGCUCGCGAGAAAUCCAAGAAGCUAGCCGAGUCUCUCUUCUACCGUCUCUACAACAACCCCGACAAGAAGAGCCGAAGCAACAUUCUCAGCAGCCAUCCAGACAAGUUCACUGAAGACGAGCUCGAGAUGAUUGGUCUCGGUUACGACAGAAUGGUCCGGUUUAUGGAUAAGGACGACCCGAGGUUACGUCACCCUCACGACUGGUUCAAGUACGGCGAGUUCGGGCCUUACUCGUGGCGUGGCGUUGUGGUUGGCGACCCUGUUCGCGGGACGAUCUCUGAUGAGUGUGUGACUAUGAUUGGCGAGGUGGAGAGUCACGAGGAGUUUGAGAGGAUUGAGCAGCAUGAGAUGAACGUAGCGUUUCAGAAACGGGUCAAGGAGUUGGAUUCGGGUGGGGUUGGUUUGAGGUAUUUUUGGGUUUUCGUUAGGCAUCCCAAGUGGAGGUUGAGUGAGUUGCCGUGGGAGCAGUGGACGUUGGUGAGUGAGGUUGUUGUGGAGGUUGAUAGGAAGAAGAGGUUGGAUAAGUGGAAUUUGAUGGGGAGGUUGGGGAAUAAGUCUAGGUCUUUGAUUUGUCAGUGUGCGGCUUGGUUUAGGCCUGAUAUUGUUUAUGUUAAGAAGCCUGUGUUUCAGUGUAGGUUUGAGCCUCAGGAGGGUUUUUUUAACUCGAUUGUGCCGUAUUUGGAUCCUGUGACGGAGGGUGGGUUUGUUUUUGAAGUGGAGGGUGAUGAUGGUGGGGUGGAGUUGAGUACUUACUAUGGUGGGUUGUGUAAGAUGUUGAAGGUGAGGCAGACUGCUUUUGUGGAUGAUGUGGUCAAGGCUUAUGAGAAGUGUAGUGAUGAGAAGAAGUCUAGGGUUUUGAAGUUUUUGCUUGGGAACCAUCCUGUUGAGUUGUUGCAUCCGUAUACGAAAGAGUGGAAAGCGAAGUUGGAGGAGAUGGAGUUAGGGUGUGAUGCUCCAGAUGAAGAUGAGGAUGAGGAUGAGGUGAAUUCAGAGAAGGCUGAAUUCUCUGAAUGGGUUGAAGAAGAUGAAGGUGGUGAUGAUAGUGAGGUGGAGGAAGAAGAAGAUGAUGAUAAUAUGGUUGUGGAUGUAGAAGGAAACGUGGAGGAAGACAGUUUGGAAGGUGAAGUAGAUGAGGCUGAUCCGGAAGAGGAUGAGAGGUAUUGGGAAGAGCAAUUCAAGAAAGCGACAAGUAAUGCAGAGAGGAUGGAGAAGCUUGCGGAGAUGAGCAUGGUGGUGUCAGAUAAGUUCUAUGAGAAGCAGAUAAAGGCAAUGGCGGAAAGAGAAGAUGUUGAUUUCGAAGGAGAUGAGUUGGAGAUGAGAGGUAAGAAGGCCAAAGUGAAGCCAGAAGAAUGGAAGACAGUAGGAUAUGGAAGGUGGAUGAAGAAGAUAAAGAAGAGUAGAAUCCCACCUGAGCUCUUUCUUCGUGCUGCUGUUAGGCCCUUUGUUUACAGGAACCUUGUGAAAGAGAUUGUUCUUACAAGACAUGCCAUUUUAGAAGGCGAGAUUGGUCAAAAAGAGUGAUAACUACCAAUUCAGGUCUUCUUUAUUUUGAUUAUUAUUAGUGAAAGAAUGUUUUGUGUAUGUAAUUGGAGCAUGAAGAAGAGAUCAUCCAAGAACUUUCGAACCUCAUGCAUGUAAAAUGAUGACUCGAAGCAUUUUUUGUUAUUAAUGGUUUGUUAUGUUGCUUGUG
Molecule: messenger RNA, 2002 nt
Organism: Eruca vesicaria subsp. sativa (arugula)
Lineage: Eukaryota; Viridiplantae; Streptophyta; Magnoliopsida; Brassicales; Brassicaceae
Source: the annotation of a GenBank genome assembly